GCGUCAGGGCCCUUCGCGAUGGCGGAACAGGAAGUCGAGGAGAGGAGGGGCGGGGCCACGUCGAGGGAGGAGACUGCUGCGAAGCGAGUCGCGUCCUCCGCUGGGGCGGCUGCCGAACCGGACCGCGCCGGGCUGACCGCCUCGGGGUGUCGUCGUUAACGUUCGUUCCGCCGCCAACCUUGUCAUGCCGCUCUUCGCCCCCAACCCCUUCGAGCAGGAUGUGGAAAAGGCUACAAAUGAGUACAACACUGUUGAAGACUGGUCGGUUAUUAUGGAUAUAUGUGACAAGGUUGGAAGCACUCCUAAUGGAGCAAAAGACUGCCUCAAAGCCAUUUUAAAGAGAGUAAAUCAUAAAGUACCCCAUGUUGCACUGCAGGCACUAACUCUGUUGGGAGCCUGUGUUUCAAACUGUGGAAAGAUUUUCCACUUAGAAAUCUGCUCACGUGAUUUUGCCAGCGAAGUGCGUGUCAUAAUAAACAAGGCACAUCCUAAAGUAUGUGACAAAUUAAAAGCAUUAAUGGUAGAAUGGUCAGAAGAAUUUCAGAAAGACCCCCAGUUUAGCUUAAUAUCAGCCACGAUUAAAUCUCUUAAGGAAGAAGGGAUUGUAUUUCCUACAACUGGGUCACAGAGUCCCUCGGCUGCUGCCAAGAAUGGUGCAUCAUCAAGCAAAAACAAAGAAGAAGAAGAUAUAGCUAAAGCUAUUGAAUUAUCUUUGCAAGAACAGAAACAGCAGCAAACUGAGACCAAAUCUUUGUACCCAUCUGUAGACGUUCAACAUAACAAUCAAAAACUCUCAAGAAAGGUGCGAGCCUUGUAUGACUUCGAGGCAGUCGAGGAUAAUGAACUUACCUUUAAGAGUGGUGAUAUUAUUAUUGUUUUGGAUGACAGGUAUGUUUGUACUUUGUGACUUAACUGUUUUGGAUAAAUUGGGUCCUUCUGAGCUAGAUGAAGGUUCGAAGAGAAAAAAAAUAGGCAUUGCUAAGAGCUGUUUCUCAUUAGUUUCAUUGUUUCUCAUUAGUUUCCUAAUGCAUAGGAUCUCAUCAACAUUUUUAUUACCAUAGAUUUCCCCACCCUUACAUCCUUCAGAUGUGUUGGGAUUCUAGCUCUCAGAAUCCUUGGAGUUACAGUCCCAGUACAUAUUGAAUACAUUAGAUUGGGAAGAUGGCAUAUACCAUUUUUGAAUCUUGUAAAAAUGAAAUGAGAGCCAGUUUGGUGUAGUGGUGAAGGCAUUAGGCUAGAA
Molecule: messenger RNA, 1240 nt
Organism: Python bivittatus (Burmese python)
Lineage: Eukaryota; Metazoa; Chordata; Lepidosauria; Squamata; Pythonidae
Source: RefSeq, a predicted model, not a curated record